Bactrocera dorsalis (oriental fruit fly) is the source of this 7009-nucleotide messenger RNA. RefSeq names its product myosin-G heavy chain (gene dachs). Gene Ontology annotation, cellular component: myosin complex; cytoplasm; vesicle. Gene Ontology annotation, molecular function: ATP binding; actin filament binding; cytoskeletal motor activity. The coding region runs from base 43 to 5145 and encodes 1700 amino acids. The record is from RefSeq and is a predicted model, not a curated record. The transcript has 8 exons. Gene Ontology annotation, biological process: actin filament organization; vesicle transport along actin filament. Lineage: Eukaryota; Metazoa; Arthropoda; Insecta; Diptera; Tephritidae.
UGUUAUAAAUAGAGUUACGGCAAUUUUGACACGCAAAAUGAUAUGUUGCUGCCGGAUGAGACUUACGACGAACACAUAGAGUCUGCAACGCAAGCAGAAGUCAAGCAAACGCCACCAAUAAAUAAUAAUAAAACAAAUAAAAGUAAAAGUGUCAAAACCAAAGCUCGAUUACCGAGUAAUCAACGAGAGCGCAAUGACUCACUCACAGGCAGCGCCGAGACGCAUAGCGGUACUGGCAGCGGCGAUAGCAGCAUUAGCAGUGGCGGCAUUAUCUCAUUUCCUUAUUGCACUUCGAGUUUCUUCACCAAUAUCCUCGACACUUUGGGCGACAUCUUGCCGCAAAGUGAAGAAUUCUCAACACUCCAACAACCUGCGACGCGACAAAGCGAUGCCGAAGCGACUGACGAAAGCCCGCGCCUCAGUCCCAACAGCAGCAGUGGCAGCGCUGCUGAUUCGCCUAGUGGCCAACGGCUAACGGCCAGUGCCGAUAUGCUGCGUGUCGUUUGCGAUAAUUUCCUGCGUCGACAUCGCAUACGUCCGGACUUUUUCUGUCAAUACCAGCAAGCGAUCAGCGCUGCUGCUCUAUUGCAACAAAAUAAACCAAAGAAUGUGACAACAACAGCAACAACAACGAUUGCAUGUGAACAACCAGCGACUGUAGCUGCGGCUAAGCAGUCUGUGAUUGCAGCAACUACAACAGCGGAGGCCGUUGCGGUGACAAUAAAAUCCGAUGAGGCGGCAGAGCUGGUGAACCCACAGCAGCGACAAAAUGUAGAAUUGCGAAAUCUUUAUACAUUGCCGCUGGUAAAACGCAAGAAAGCGCGCAAUGCGACUGAAACACCAACUAAAACAACAGCGUCAACUACAACACCAACAACGAUAGCUGCGGCAACAACAGACGCAUCCUCAUCCAAUGAAGCCGUGCACUUGCAGCAGCGCCUCAAGAGCCUCAGCACUGAGUUAGUCACCCUACGCAAUCGGCUGCAUGUUGGACAGGGACAACAAAACAACAACAACACCAAUAACAAUAAUAACAAUAGCAACAACAACAACAAUAGCCAUAACAACACCAGCAAUUGCAAUGUCACAACGGUGAGUAACUUACAACAGCACCAACAACAACAGCAGCAACAUGUCAACAACACAGCUGGCUUGACCGGCCUCAAUUUGCAUGCUUCCACAUCGAAUUUGCACAACAGCACGCAGCAUCUGAACAAUAGUAACACAACAACAACAAAUUGCAUAAAUAAUAAUAGCUUGCAACAGCAUCAACAGCAGCACCAACAGCAACAACAAUUGCAAUUAACACACUCCACACUAAUUCCCACACACGGCAGCAAUAGCAGUAAUAACAAUAACAACGCCAUUAACAAAUCUAAUAGCGGCAAUUGCAAUAUCAGCAACAACAACAACAAUAAUAAUAAUAACAAUGUAUCCUUGACAUCAUGUAAUAACGUCAACAGCACAAACACCGCCUUUACGCACAUCAAUAGCAAUAAUAACAACAAUAACAACAACAAUAAGUCACAUUUGCACAGCUUUAGCCACACAUUGCCACAUAAUUCAACGAUUUCCGCCGGCAACACAGCGACUUUGCCGUCCGGCGCCGCUGCGGGCAUCGUUUCCACACGCAACACUUCCAUACCACACCCAUUGCCGUCAACUAUACAACAACAACAGCAACAACAUCACCAACAGCAACAGUCACACCACCAUCAGCACCACCAACAACACCAGCAGCAGCAACAGCUGCAGCAACAACAUAACGCGCACACGCUUCCGAUGCGCUCCUCGGCCAGCAUUGGCGCGCACGUCCAUCACCUUAGCCACCAUAAUUUGCCACCCUUCAUACCGAUUGCCCAGAAGCAUGCAAGCGCCAGUCAUGGCAGCAGUUUCAGCAAUAUUGUCGCACCCUUCGGUUACAGCAACACCAAUGUCGAGCAGCGCCAUGUAAGCAACAACUUUUUGGGCAGCCUUCAGACACACCACAACAAUGCGGGUCAUAACAACAACAGCGUUGGCAACGCCGGCGCACACAAGCAGCCGCGUGAGAUUGAGGAUCUGAUACAUCUGCCCGGUCCACUAACCGAGGAUGCGGUGAUGCGCACCUUGCAGGCGCGCUUCAGCGACAACUGCUACUUUACCAAUGUCGGCCCCAUACUGCUCUCCAUCAAUCCCUAUCGUGAUGUUGGCAAUCCGCUCACGCUCACCUCCACCCGCUCAUUACCGCUGGCGCCGCAGUUGAACAAGAUCGUACAGGAGGCUGUACGCCAGCAGACGGAGACCGGUUAUCCGCAAGCUAUUAUACUCUCUGGCACUUCGGGUGCCGGUAAGACGCACUGUUCGAUGCUGCUGUUACGUCAGCUAUUCGCUGUUGCUGGUGGUGGCCCCGAGACGGAUGCGUUUAAACAUUUGGCUGCCGCCUUUACGGUGCUACGCUCUUUGGGUUCCGCCAAGACCACAACUAAUUCGGAAUCGAGUCGCAUUGGCCAGUUUAUCGAGGUGCAGGUCACUGAUGGCGCUCUCUAUCGCACCAAGAUACACUGUUACUUUUUGGAUCAGACACGUGUCAUACGCCCGCUGCCGAAGGAGAAGAACUAUCAUAUCUUCUAUCAAAUGCUUGCCGGUUUGAGUAGAGAGGAACGUAUAAAGUUGAAUUUGGAAGGUUAUUCGCCGGCGAAUUUGCGUUAUUUGCAAAGCGGCGAUAUUGUGCAGAAUGAACAGGAGGAUGCUGCACGCUUUCAAGCAUGGAAGACCUGUUUGGGUAUCUUGGGUAUACCGUUUUUGGAUGUGGUGCGUGUACUUGCCGCUGUUUUGCUGCUGGGGAAUGUGCAAUUUAUUGAUGGACAGAGCCUCGAAGUGGACGUCAAAGGUGAAGCCGAACUGAACUCCGUCGCCAGCUUGUUAGGUGUGCCACCAGCUGCACUCUUUCGUGGACUCACCACGCGCACACACAACGCACGUGGUCAGUUGGUGAAGUCUGUCUGCGAUGCCAAUAUGUCCAACAUGACACGCGACUGCCUCGCGAAAGCGCUUUACUGCCGCACCGUGGCUACCAUAGUACGACGCGCCAAUAGUCUGAAAAGACUUGGCUCCACACUGGGCACUUUGAGCUCCGAUUCAAAUGAGUCGGUGCAUAACCAGGCAGAUGUCGCAUCACAGCACGCCUCUACUAUCGGUGGUAACUCUGGUUCGAAAUCAAUGGCAGCCUUAAAUAAUGCGGUACGUCAUGCCACGGACGGCUUUAUCGGCAUACUGGAUAUGUUUGGUUUCGAGGAACCAUCACACGCACAAUUGGAGCAUCUUUGCAUCAAUUUAUGUGCCGAAACUAUGCAGCAUUUCUACAAUACGCACAUCUUUAAGUCUUCGGUGGAGUCUUGUCGUGAUGAGGGCAUUGUUUGCGAUGCUGAGGUGGACUAUGUGGAUAAUGUGCCCUGCAUCGAUUUGAUAUCUUCGCUACGCACCGGUUUACUAAGCAUGCUGGACGCUGAGUGCUCCAUACGCGGCACCGCCGAGAGUUAUGUCGCCAAGAUUAAGGUGCAACAUCGCAACUCAACGCGGCUGGAGACAAAGCACGCGAGCGAGCCUUAUGAUCCGCGCAUGUUUAUGAUACGUCACUUUGCUGGCCGUGUUGAAUACGAUACCACCGACUUUUUGGACACAAAUCGUGAUGUGGUGCGUGAUGACUUGGUCGCCGUCUUCUAUAAGCACACCUGCAAUUUCGGCUUUGCCACACAUCUCUUCGGUUCGGAGCUGAAGGCAUUGUACGCACUGCAGAACGUGCCACGUGGUCUCAGUUUCCGUAUUUCACCCACAUCGCAUACGGAUCUAUUGAAUGGCGACGAACCGGUCUCGACACUCACGCAAGACUUCCACACACGCUUAGACAACUUGCUGCGCACGCUGGUGCACGCGCGUCCACACUUUGUGCGCUGCAUACGCAGCAAUGCCAAUGAAACGGCCGGCUGCUUCGAGCGUAAAAUGGUUGUUCGGCAGAUACGCUCACUGCAGGUGCUGGAGACAGUUAACCUAAUGGCAUCUGGUUUUCCGCAUCGCAUGCGCUUCAAGCAGUUCAAUGCGCGUUAUGUCGCCAUGUUGGCGCCGUUUCGCCUGCAUCGCCGCAGCGAGGAUAAGGCCAUGGAAGAUUGCAAUCUGAUUUUAGAGUUUGCCAUGGAGAAUCCGCCGGUGUUGGACGGUUCCGUCACGCUCGCUUGGGCGCCUGGCAAGCGCCACGUAUUCCUUAGCGAGGGCAUGCGUCAGCAUUUGGAACAUCUGCGCGCGGAGAUACGCACCAAGAGCGCCACAUUGAUACAGGCCACCUGGCGUGGCUGGCAGUGGCGCAAGAAGAUGGGCGGUGUGAAGCGUACGCGCGGCGUUAAUGGCGUCAUAACUAUGCUACCGACUGCGUCAAGCGCAACUAAACUGACGAAGUUGCUGCCCAACAGCGGUGCGAAUUCGCUACCGCGUCUAUCGGCGAAAUCUACAAAUCUUAUGGGCACUGUAACGCGUCCACGUCCGCAACCAAUCGCCGGCACACCACCACCUGAUCCGAAUGAGAAAUGCGACACAAAGAUUAUCCAGCAAACCUGCAGCCUAUUCGGAUUAGAUUUGGAACGACCGCCACCCGUGCCACCGUCACGUGGCUACACCAUCGCUGGCAGCCUAAAGCUCAGCUAUCCGCAGAGUCGCAUCAUGAAAAUGAAUUUCCCCGAGGAUCCACCCAUCGUUAAUCCGGCCGAACAACAGCUACAGCAACAGUUGAAGAAGGGUGAAGCUGUCAGCGUUGUGGGCGCCUCAUCGUGUCGCGGACACUUGAUUGUCGAGCACAAAGGUCAGAGUUACCACGUACCGUUUCAGUAUAUGGAGUUGUUGCGUCCGUCUAUGCCAGCUGGCAAUGUGGUUGUUGCUGGUGGUGGUGGUGCUGGCAGCAGUGGUGGCUGCGGUCUCACCAAUAAUCCAAAUAAUGCUGCUAGUGUUAAAAACAACAACAAUAGCAACAAUAUGGCUAAUAAAAAUAGCAGCAGCACUGGCAAUUUGACUAACAAUUGCAAUACCAACAAUAACAAUGUUGGCGUAAAUAACGGUAAUAGCGGCAACACGAACAACAACAACGCCAACAACACCUCGGCAGCUGUCAAAAUUUGAAGGGGCGUCGCGGUCGCGGUGUAGUGCAGGCCAAUUGACGUGUGCGGCAGUCGGCAGCGCAGCUGUGACCACCAAAACAAAUCGAAACGGCUUCCGUGGCAGCGCGAGUUUGCUGUGUGUGCUGCAGUGCAUAUCCGUUGAGGAACUUAUGUGGCUGCAAUAUCAACAAUUUCGCUUUUUUUUAUUUUUUAUUACACAAAGACUGUAAAUAUACAUAUUUUCUAGAUUCGUGCAUUAGCUUGUAUACAAACAGACGUAUAAAGUAAGUGGAAAAUAUGAGUAAGACAUAAUAUAAAAAUAAUAAAUAUUAAUAAUAAAAAAAUAACAUUACUCUAAAAUUAAAUUUAAAAAAAUAUAAAUGCAAAUAAAUAAUAAAUUCAUAGUAUUAUAUAUAUAAAAUAAAAAACAAAAAAAAUAAAAAAAUGACAAAAUAAAAAACAACACUUCUAAAAAAUUAUAUACAAAAACGUAAAGUAAAGUGAUGAAAUAAUAAAAAAAAUAAAAUAAAUUCUAUAAUAAAGUUUCAAGUUAAAUUAAAUUUAAUAAUGUUAAAUUACAAUAAAAGUAAAAAAUAAAUCAUUAAAUAAAAAAAUUAUGACCAAUUUAAAAAAAUUAAAUUUUGUAAUAUUGAAGGAUUAAUUAAUAUACAUACAAAAAGGAAAAUAUCAAAUGACGUAAAAUCAAAUAAAAUAUAAUACUAAAUGAAACUGAAAUACCCUUCUCAGUGGCAACCAACAGAAAAAGUUUUGCUAGUUCUCUUUAGCUACGGUGUUUGAUAUAAACAAUCUUAAGGAGGUAUUCUGGUCUAGACGCAAGCAUUUUAGGAAUUUUUUAAACUAAGAUAAAAAAAAUGAAAAACAUUUUUAGUAUCCAUUUUUUUAUAGGCUUUUUAUUGACAAAUAUAAAAAAAAAAGUUGCAAGAAAAAAAAAAAACCCAAAAUUCGUCGGUGGAGUGCGGGCUUCAAAAAAACGGUGCGUCCUGAUUUCCACGAUUUUUUCGACCUUUUCGAAUUUUUUAAAAAUACUUCAAAACAAAAUUUUUGGAAAUCCAAGGCAGAAACGAUAGAGCAUUGUAUAAAGAAGAUAUAUACCGAAUUUCAAAGGAAUCGGUUCAGUAGAACUUGAGAUAUCAUGUCAACCACCUGAAAAAAAAGAAGUUUCGAGAAAAAGGUGUUUAAAGUUCAGGAGAAAAUUAUAGUGAACACGGACUCCACGUCACAAAAUAGGCUGUAUCUCCGAAAAUAAGUCGAAUUUUGAAAAAUCCUUCCAAGGUCAUAUUUUUGAAAGUCUAAACUUUCAAAAUAAGCAAAAAAAUCGAUUUUUUCAAAAUCCUAGACGUAAUCCUAGAAUACCCCCUUAAAGUUGAAAAAAACGAUUUUUUGUUUAUUUGAUCCCUCGGUUUGAAUGGCAUCUAUAUCCUACAGUAGUCCGAUAUAGUCAAAUCCGGCUGCACCGAAGCUAAUAUACCCUUCACAGGUAUCACAGCUAUAGUGAGCCGAUCUGAACAAUUUUAUCGGAGAUUAUGUUGUUACCUUAAGCAGUAAUCCCUGUUAAAUUUCGUGAAGAUAUCACGUCAAAUGAGAAAGUUUCCCAAGCAAGCAUUUGAUUCCGAUCAUUCAGUUUGUAUGGCAGCUAUAUGAUAUUGUUAACCGAUGUGAAUAAUUUCUUCGUAUAUUACAUAGUUAUUUUAGAAAAAACCUGUGCCAACUUUUGUGAAGAUACAUUGUCAAAUAUGAAAAUUUUACAUAGAAGAACUUGAUUCCGAUCGUUCAUUUUGUAUGGCAGCUAUAUGUUAUAGUGAUCCGAUAUUGGCCGUUCCGACAAAUGAGCAGCUUCUUGAAGAGAAAAUGACGUUUACAAAAUU